Messenger RNA from Dicentrarchus labrax (European seabass), 3941 nucleotides. RefSeq names its product tubulin tyrosine ligase-like family, member 11 (gene ttll11). Gene Ontology annotation, biological process: microtubule cytoskeleton organization; protein polyglutamylation. NCBI's taxonomy places the organism in Eukaryota, Metazoa, Chordata, Actinopteri, Moronidae. Bases 598 to 2814 code for a protein of 738 amino acids. Gene Ontology annotation, molecular function: tubulin-glutamic acid ligase activity; tubulin binding. Gene Ontology annotation, cellular component: cilium. The record is from RefSeq and is a predicted model, not a curated record. The transcript has 10 exons.
ACGGGCUGCUCUGCCUUCUGCUGUUGCUGAGCUACUGCUGCUUCAUAACACCGGGACUGUACACGGAGCAGGGGAGUGGACUACACUACAACGCCGGCCACUGCUUAGAGAAAAUAGAUAACGGUACCCGGGAGGAAACGUCUGUCAUGAGUUAAAAGAGUCGUAUGUUCGCUAAAUGAAGUUUGACAGGCUAACGUCAGGUUUAGCCAUCUUCAAGUAGCCAAUUAGCUCCAGUGUCGGCUGCAAGUGCUGCCACUAGCUGCUAGCAUUGGUUAUAUUAGCUGUGUGUGUGUUUUCCACUCGCAUGGUGACAGCUUGCGUUACUUCUCUUUAGCCUGAGCUGCCAACCGGUUUCUAACGCUAGCUAGGUCACGUUGAAGGCUGUGAGUGAGUUAUAUCUCUGCGGUCUGCGCACUCUCUCUGUUGUGUGAAGUAACCUGACAGACGCAUGAUGGCUUUUACUAUUUAAUUAGCCCUUUAAGCUAGCAAUGCGUACUACAUUGUUUCAGAAUAACGUUAGCUUCCCGGCGUCGGAUUAUUGCACACUGUGGUACAACCGUGCCCUGCCCAGCAGCGUCUCGUAUAGCAUUUCGCAUAAUGAGUGAUCAUUAUGUAAAAGUUAAGGUUCAACUCGAGCAGAUGAAAUCAUUUGGCGAGGAUGCAGAGAAGGAGGGUGUGGACACCGAGGGGCAGGUUUCAGUGUCCUCUCCCCCGGCUUCCGUCUCACCGGACCCUUCCAGCCUCACCAUCACUGGCCGAGAUGCAUCCAACUCCUCCAUCACUUGUAAACAAAGGGGUAAAAGUCGUAGUAAGAUGGGGAAAGAUGACAAGAACUCUUGUGGCAAACACAUCCCGGAUCUGUCACUGCACGGGUCUGUGAUUUCUCCCCAUGUUGGGAGGAACUUGAAUAGACUGGGGCAUGAGCGGACACUGCACAUCAAAGGAACUGGGAAGAUCCUGCAGGGCAAGUCGGAGAAUAACGGGAACUAUGUAACCAUCCAUUCAUCCAAAAACAUUCAAGAAGCACGCCAUGAGGACGGAUUCAAACUUGCGAGGAGGAGAAGACCAGUGACGGUGGAUACCGCAAAAGCCAAAACCUCGUUGGAGGCACUGAAGUUAAGCAUCAAGCAGCUGAAGUGGAAAGAGUUUCCUCUGGGAAGACGAGCAGCCUGUGAUAUCUACUGGCAUGGCGUUUCCUUCCAUGACAAUGAAAAUAUAGUCUCAGGGCAGGUGAACAAGUUCCCAGGAAUGAUUGAAAUGCUGAGGAAGAUCAACAUGAGUCGGGCAGUGCGCACUAUGCAGGAGUUGUUUCCAGAAGAGUACGACUUCUAUCCCCGUUCCUGGAUCCUGCCCGAGGAGUACCAGCAGUUUUCCACACAGAUUCGCAUGGUGAAGGAGAACGAUGCCACACUGAAUCCCACUUUCAUUGUAAAGCCAGAUGGGGGCUCUCAGGGGGACGGCAUCUACCUCAUCCGUGACCCUAGUGACCUAAAGCUCAUGCCGGGUUCACAGGCCAAACAGGCUGUAGUCCAGGAGUACAUCCAUAAGCCGUUACUCAUCGACAAGCUCAAGUUCGAUAUCCGCCUCUACGUGCUGAUAAAGUCCAUGGAGCCAUUGGAGAUCUACAUUGCCAAGGAAGGCCUGACACGCUUUUGCACCGAGCCCUACCAGGAACCAAGCCAGAAGAACCUAAGCCAUGUCUUCAUGCACCUGACAAACUACUCCCUCAACGUCCACAGCGGUAACUUUGUGCACUCAGACAGCCAGAGCACAGGCAGCAAGCGCACUCUCUCCAGCGUGCUGUACAGGCUGGCAGCUAAAGGCGUAGACAUCAAGAAGGUGUGGUCGGACAUCAUCGCUCUUGUCAUCAAGACUGUCAUCGCUGUGGUGCCAGAACUUAAAGUUUACUAUCAGGCUGAUAUACCGCCUGGCAAACCAGGACCCACUUGCUUCCAGAUAUUAGGUUUUGACAUCCUGCUGAUGAAGAACCUGAAGCCAGUAUUACUGGAGGUCAACUCUAACCCCAGUAUGAGAAUAGAACAUGAACAGGAAGUGUCACCAGGAGUUUUUGAAUACGUUCCUAGUCCUGUUGACGAAGAGGUCAAAGUGAGUGUGAUCAGGGACACUCUGCGCCUUAUGGAUCCUGGCAACAAGAAACCUUCAAUUUCCCAUCCAAGAGGCGGGGAGGAGAUUCCCAUGGAGGCGGAGACACAAGAGAGGAGCCAGGAUGAAGGAGCUCUGCCCUCGCUGUGUCUGAAGCAAGUCUACCCCAAGUACACCAAACAGUUCAACUACCUGCGGCUGGUGGAGCGAAUCGCAGUUCUGUUCAUACGCUUCCUCGGGGUCAAGGGCAAUAUGCGUCUGGGCCCCACUGCCUUCCGAACCUUCAUCAGGACCUGCAAACUGAGCAACAGUAACUUCACCAUGGCUUCAGUGGACAUCCUCUACAUAGACAUCACCCGUCGUUGGUCAGGGGCAGUGGCUGACUCUAGAGAAGCAGGUAUGGGACUACAAGCGUUUGUGGAAGCAUUUUUCCACCUGGCGGGUCGCAGGUUCAAAUCCCUGGCGAUGAGGGAGCAGGUAGCAUCUCUGCUGGAGCUGUGCGAAGCUCAGCUGGAGUCCCAGUCGGGCGUCGAGGACAGACGCUCCGUGAGCUGCAGCAGGGCGCUGCCGCGAGCUAACAAGACUCAGACGCUGGGCCUCACCAACCCUCAGCUCAACUCUCCGGCUCCCCUGCGAAGGGCGGCCAGCCAGGACUACCGACUGCAUCAGAGACUCAAGCCUCGCACACUCAGGGCCAACGUGGAGAACUGACGAGAGUCAUCCAACUCCCAAACACUGCCGUUAGCUCUCUCCACAGGAGCAGGGGGGAAAUUAUGCAUCCAUCUCUCCUCUGCUGCUCCCGCAAAGGGGGGAUGAUGGGAGCUGAGAGAGGGACUAGCUCGACCCCUGCUGGCUGACUUGCAGGAGUACUGUUCUCAGCCUGAUUGCUUUUUUUUUUUCCAGAAGGAAAAGAUGUCCGGGGGGGUAUGAGUGGAAAUAGAACGAGGAGUAAAAGGAGGUUGGUGCAUUUCUUCCUCCCCUCCUGAUGAACGAUGUAGUCCAAUCAGGGGGAGGAUAAGGCUACUUUUAAUAUACCUACUGAUUCUACAGGGCAGCUAUCUGCUUCCCUUCACCUCUGUCUGGCAACACGUGCACCGAAACAAACUUUCUUUUUCAGGGAUAACAUUAAGACGCUCCAACUACAUUCAGUGCAUUUACACACGUUACACAUAAAUAAACGGGUGUAAGGGAGUGUCCUCAGUGUGUGUAUUAUAUUCUUGAAUUUGCACAACAAGCUCUUUGAACCAUUACUUUUGCACAGAAAUGGAUGUGAGGGUGACUGAGCAUUUGUGUGGGCAUAUUGUGAAUGUGUGUGAGCGUGCGUGUAUGUACUGUACUUUAUUUAUUUGUGUUUAGCCCAAUGGUGAAAGCCUAUUUACAGCCAGUGGCUCAGCUGUGCAUUCUAACUCCGUGAGCCCAUUAGUGACGAGUUAAGUGAAUAAGUAUUCAAAGGGAAAAGGCCACGCCGCCACUUAUCCUCUUUCAGUUCAGCAGCUAUUCCUGUCAGGCAGCCUCAGACCCAUCAUGCGAACGUGUUUUUUAGGAUGAUUACUUUAUAACCACACGACUGCCAUUGAGAAUUAAUUAUUGCAGAAGUAAUCGCAUGGCACAAAAUGUCACAAUUUAGACAGUUUUCUUAAAUGUUAUUCAGAUUGCUUUUUGUGAUAAAACCUUAUCCGACACACAGAAGGACCGCCGCCGGUGGACGCAGAAAGGUCUUAGAUCAUCGCCGUCAUUUCAGAUUAUUCACACUACAGUUACUCUACUGGACGUUCAUCGUUGAAUUGUAUGUUUUUUCUUUUACACUAAGAUUAUUAAAUUGAUUUGUCACACGCAGA